Thermothelomyces thermophilus ATCC 42464 is the source of this 1765-nucleotide messenger RNA. RefSeq lists its product as uncharacterized. Gene Ontology annotation, molecular function: inositol hexakisphosphate kinase activity; inositol-1,4,5,6-tetrakisphosphate 3-kinase activity. Gene Ontology annotation, biological process: phosphatidylinositol phosphate biosynthetic process; inositol phosphate biosynthetic process. The transcript is spliced from 2 exons. Gene Ontology annotation, cellular component: cytoplasm; nucleus. The record is from RefSeq and is a predicted model, not a curated record. Lineage: Eukaryota; Fungi; Ascomycota; Sordariomycetes; Sordariales; Chaetomiaceae. The coding region runs from base 272 to 1519 and encodes 415 amino acids.
CUUGACUGCUCUCGGGGCGUGCUGUCGGUAGAAAAUGCCAUGGUUUCCGUUGUACGGACACGUUCUCUCUUUGUCUCAGAUACCCACUCACGAUACCUGACGACAAGCCAACACGUCAUUUGCCGUGCGCCCAUGCAGAUGCAACCAUCGCCUGUGGCCCAAUCCCAACUCCCCACUAGAAGUAUAAGUAUCCACGGAGUCGGCCCCGGCUUCUUGCAUCCCCAGCGCCUUAUUACAGGACGGGGGUCCGGCUGCAGCCACGACCGACAGUAUGGCCGCGAGCAGAGAACUUCCAAACCACGCUGAUCUUCAACCAUACAACCACGCGGUGGCAGGGCAUGAUGGAACACUUUCCGACAUCGAUGGCGAGCUGUUCAUCAAGCCAUGCGUACAGCAGGAGAUCGACUUUUACGAAAAGACCUUCCGGGACCACCCCGAAUUUGCCUCGGUGAUGCCGCUGUUUUUCGGGACGCUUUCGCUUAACGAUGCGACCGAUAUCAAUUCGCUGAACGAGCAACUCCCUGCGGUUUCCGAUCACAUAAGCCAGGGCUUGAAGGAAGAGGCGGUAAAGAUGGCGAAGGAGGCAGCGGCCGAGGCAGCAGCCGAAAUAGCCGACGAACCGGUAGACAUCGCAUGGAAGCCGAACAAGAACAGGAAAAUAGCGACCAACAAGUCAGUGGUUCUACAGAACACUGCCCACGGCUUCAAGAAACCCAACAUUCUCGACGCGAAGCUCGGUCGGCGUCUGUGGGCCGAUGACGCACCAUUGGAGAAGCGGAGGCGGUUCGACGAAAUCAGCAGGCUGACAACCAACGGGUCUCAUGGAUUUCGCAUCGCGGGCAUGCGCGUUUACAAGGGGUCCGACAACCCGGAGGAACUCGACGCCAACGGCUUCAAGGUCUACAACAAGGAUUAUGGCAGGUUUCAGGUCAACAAGGAUAAUAUCGUCCAGGAGAUGGCCAAGUUCAUCUUCAACGACCGGGCGGGCAUCGACAGAGAACUGGGACGAGCGGUCGCCCAGGCAUUUCUGGAGGACCUGAAACGGGUAGAGGAAGUCUUGGCCAACUCUGAAACCAGGAUGUACUCUGCCAGCUUGCUGUUCACGUUUGAGGGAGAUGGCGAGGCACUCCGUGCUGCCAUUGAGGAGAACAAUGCCCUCGUUGAUAAGGCAAACGCUCUGGAGGAGGAUGACGGAAUCAUCGUUCGGGGACGCAAGGAGCUCGAUGCCGGGAAACUUAACGGGAUUAUGGUUAGCCAGCAAGAUAUGGGCACAGUCGAUAUAAACGCGGUCUCCGGCGCCAUUGAAGGAGACGUCAAGGUUGUGGAACUGAUGGGCAACGUCGCUUCCGAUGGCGAGGAUGACGACGACGACGACGGCUUCUCCACCCUACCGCGAAUCUACUCUCUCAAGCUCAUCGACUUCGCUCAUGCUGAGUGGGUGCCCGGUCAGGGGCCCGACGAGAAUAGUUUGCUCGGCGUUCGGAGCCUUAUCAAAAUAUUCGAGGAGUUGGCUCAGUAAGGGAUAGAUGGACUAGUCAGGCUUUUUUGUUUGGUUUUGGGCGGUGAUCAAUUGCGUUUCGCACGACAAGAAUAAAGAGCGGGAUAAACAUCGUUACGAGCCCAUGACCUUUAUGACGCAGAGGACUUAGAGGUGCGGAGGAUUUUUUUUUUCUCAAUACCCCAAGGUUGGCGUUGGUUUCUUGAUUUCGUCAGUAGCUAGCCGGUCAUCUCCCUAUUUAUUUUAUUGAUCAUCUGCAUUUCAAUG